This is a messenger RNA of Ictalurus furcatus (blue catfish), 3231 nucleotides long. It is a transcript of the gene tmem138, whose product is annotated as transmembrane protein 138. The coding region runs from base 1106 to 1594 and encodes 162 amino acids. The transcript is spliced from 7 exons. Gene Ontology annotation, cellular component: cilium. Lineage: Eukaryota; Metazoa; Chordata; Actinopteri; Siluriformes; Ictaluridae. The record is from RefSeq and is a predicted model, not a curated record.
UGUGCCUUUUGCUUCUUCCUUUUUUCCCUAAAUUAACAAAACACUGCAAGUCUGCUCAUGUUUGUGAAUCAAAUGAUUUGUGGAAUCGACUCAGAAGUGUUGAAUUCAACUCCUGGUUCCUAGCUACCUGGAAACGGAGAAAUGACUCGGAUCACCGUGUUUAUCAGGUUUUACGGUAAACGUUGCUAUGGGAGACGUGGUGGUUUCUUGGCUCACAUGGACGCUUUUACACCGCGUUUGACUCGAAUCAGUUCGGCUCAGAGUGACCCAUCUGUCUCAAAACUAGCAGCACUGAAUAUCAGGUACUGUAUUAGUUUUGUUCCAACAUCUAGAGCAGAAGCUGGCGUUUCAGAAGCGUCUUUUCAGGCUAGCUAGCUAGUUAGCAGUUCUGAGGUGUUUUUGAGGUCGUAGUGAGCUACACUAAGCUCAGUAGAGGUGCACGUGAUGCAGCCAGAUAUCAUCAUCAUCAUCAUCAUCAUCAUCAUCAUCAACAACAACAACAACAGUGGAGCUCCCUUGAUUCAAACUGCUGUAGAUUUGAAAAGCGACCUGUUAUCAGUGUUCCUGUUUCUAAAGCAUUGCUGUGUGGAAAGUAGGAGUCAGGUAGAGAUUAGAGAGGACACACAAGAGGUCUGAGUGAAAUUAAACCUUAAUCCUCAGCGAGACCUUUUUUCAGCUGCCUGUGUAACAGACUUUGUGCUUAACAAAGAUGGUGACUGGCCGUGAGACAUUAGUGAUCAGCGUAGAGACAUCCUGGUUUCCUCUCCAUCCGAUCACCAUCUUGCGACGGUGAAGCAGCCAAGCAUGACCCCAUGACACUUUCCAUCACGUCUACCUAGAACUGGAUUACCACCGGAGAGAUUCCAGCUAAAUGACAACGCUUUAUCAAAUAUGACUCAGUGGGACAAGGAACGGCUGAAGGAAGAGCUCUUUCAUCACUGGCUCGCACCUUCUCUCCAAUCUAGUGAGCACCUUUAGACAUAAUCGUUUGAGUUUCCAGGCUCGUUUCUGUCGUUGUGUCACAUCUGGGAGAAGCAGGACUACGCUGAUUACAAGUUAAAGGACAAGCUGUAAAUCGCAGCGUGAGGCAACGCUGAACUCCGAGAUGCUCCAGACCAAUAACUACUCGCUGGUGCUUCUGAUCCAGCUUUCUCUUCUGGCCUUCGACCUGUUUGUCAACUCUUUCUGCGAACUUCUGAGGACAGCUCCGGUCAUCCAACUCGUGCUGUUCAUAAUCCAGGACAUCGCCAUCCUCUUCAACGUCAUCAUCAUCCUGCUGAUGAUGUUCAACACGUACGUGUUCCAGGUGGGACUUCUGUCUCUGCUGUUGGAGAGGUUCAGAGCUCUGCUCAUCCUGUCUGCUGUCUACCUCACACUCAGCAUCUGUCUUCACUGCUGGCUCAUGAAUCUGAGGUGGAUGGAGUCGAAUCGUUUCGUCUGGACGGACGGCUUGCAGGUGCUCUUUGUGUUCCAGAGACUAGCUGCAGUUUUGUAUUACUACUUGUACAAGCGCAGCACCGAGUAUCUCGGAGAUCCGAGACUGUACGAGGACUGUCCCUGGCUGCGGGAUGCUUUUGCUCGAGCUCGCUUAUGAUCCCGGCCUGAGGAAGAACACAGAAACUACAGCAGGUUCGGGACGGAGAUAGAGGACUGGUUUGUAGUCUACAGUAAAAACGUGGAUUUAACACUGAUGAAGUGGAGAAAACAAAACUACUGUAAAGGAACCAAGAGACUCGUAUGUAGAGCACAAGUAGACACUAAACUGUACAAACAAGAAGCGCACCAAACAAACAUAAUCCACACGUUUUCAAAAUGCUCCCUAUGUAUUUUAAACGUAACGUAUAGAAUAAUUAGUUCCGUGUUACUAUUAGUUAGGUUAAAGGGGUUUUUUUUAGGCCAUUUGGCAUUUUGAAUAUUGACUCUGCACCAAAUAGAGGCAUAGAUUUAAAACUGUUAUGCGCUGGUCUGACAGUCCUGCGUGAUAAACUCUACCGUAUAAGGCGACAUUAUACUCUAUUGUAGGUAAGUAUUUUUAUACGAUUUUGUAUCGUUUUGGUUUACUGACAGAAAUAACGAUUAAAUCCUGAUUGGAUAACUGGUGAUGAGCACAGAGUGAGUUUUAGUCAGUGAAAUUGAUUGUGUUGAUGUCAUUUACUCUUUUUUUUUUUUUUUUUUUUUUUAAUUCAUCUUCUAUACGUUUAUCAUCUAUUAUUUUAUUUUGGAAAACUGUUUGAAUACCCACCAGCUAGAUUCAGAAAGAUUCCUCCGACCUUUUGGUUGUCAACAUUUCCAAAGUGCCUCUCUCUUAAUCAUUAUAUACGUGUACAGCAUAGUACUGUUCGUUAGUCAUAUUACCACAUAGUGGUAUUAGUGGGCAGUUUUAUUGACACACAGGUUAUCAGAGUGGUCAUCCUUUUGGACAUUAUAUCCAUAGUAAUAAACAUUUGACAUUACAAUACCUUUUGUAAUGGCUGUCUCUGAUUGGUGAACUCUAAUGCCAGUGUUAUACUGAACAGUUUAUUUAUUCUCAGCUGUAAUGUAAAAUAAUUCCAAAAUGGACGAUAGGAUCAUAAAUCAGGGUAUUUAAAUCAUGGAUUCCCAAACUAGGGGUGAAAGGCCUUGAUUUACAAAUAGAUGGGGUCACCCACAAACUCCUAAUCUCCUAUUUAUAUUUAUAUAUAUAUAUACAUAUAUAUAUUUAAUUUUUUACAAAUUAUUGUUACAUGAAGUGCUCUUUUCAGUCUUUUCACGCUCCUGACAUGCUGCACUAAGCGUAGGAAUUCAACAAUAGAAAUAUUAAUAUUUCCCCACCCAUCAACCUCCUCUAAACCAACUACAGACUCACGUGGCAUAUGUACAGUAUGUACUAUUCCAGACCAUUACUGAGUACUAACAAUAACCGAUUUUCCAAUUACAGUUUGAAUUUUUAAAAUGUCACCUUCAACCCCAUCAAAAGCUCUGUUGUGUGUACCAGUGUGAGGGAAAUGACUCAUUUUUACCGUGUAACAAGUUUGUUCUUGUUCUGUUUCAUUCUCAUGUGAGGAUAACGCCUAAGAAGGCCAUGUCAUGUCACUGAGAUCAGUACAGAAUGUGUAUCUGCUUACAGAGACACAAACAUGUUCUUCUGUUCAAGGUUCAUCUAAACAUCCAAGAUCCUAAAACAAAGCCCGUUUUAACUGCCUCAAACUGCUUCUUAUCGGUACACAGAAUUAUGUCAUGCUCUGCGUUUCA